GCAGAAAACCCGACUUAUCAGAGAAAGUUGAUAACGAUUGUCGCGACGAUGGUUAUCUCCAGCUGAGGUUUUGGGGUUUUGUCGAUCCAGCUAACGCAAAGAAAGUCUGGCUGUACUGAAUUCCCUUCGUAGUAUAUCCCUCAGAGAGGGAGACACAUGUAGUGAUUCACUCUUUCCUAUUAAACGGAGGAACUGAAACGUCUGUUGGGCCUUCUGCAUUCAUUUCACAAAUCCUCCCGUCAUAGCCCUCCUCUGAGUCUCACCGCUCUGUGUUUUUGUGUGUUUGUGUGUGUGCAACAAACACAGCAUUAGACAAAGGCAACAGUCCACUUUACUUCUCAUUACUCACGUAGCACCAGGAAUGGAUAAGAAGUCUUGUCCUGAGGGAGAAAAGUUUGACAACUUAGUCAACGCGUGUGUGGCCAGCAAGUCACUAAUGAGAUCUAACCCUGAUCCACCAAAAGAGCCGCCCCUGACUGUCGUGAACCAGCUCAAAGCCAUAAACACCACUGUCAAGCCCACCUCAAUGGUGGUGCUGAGUCCGACUCUGUGGAUUUCUGUGGUCCUGGUGGGGUCCAUCUUGGCUUUGACGGUUUGGUUUAUCAUAUACAAACGACAGACCAGACGCGGCAGCACCUCCGAGGAUGGCAUGCCAAGACAGGAACUUCUUCAGAAAGUGCAGCCAGCUGCCAAACUGCACCCUCUGCCCUCAGAAAGAAACGGUCAAGCUGAGAUAUUUCAGAGAGCGGCGGAGGCCCCAUCACCCUGCUUUCACGUGCACUCUGGGAGCCAAACGGGCUCAGAGUGGGAGAAUGGCUUCACAGCUUGCAGGGACCUCAUGAUGCGUGGUGGAACAGAGGUGGGCGGAGGCUUGCCUGCAUGCAGCACAAUGGCGGAGCACAGGAUCCCACUUCCUGCCACAGAGCUGGGUGGCACUGCUUUAGUUACAACUAAAACCAUGUAAGGCUGCAGGUGUGUGGUCGUACUCUUUAAGCACGCUGUGGGGAAACACAUUUGUUUGCUUACUAACAUUGUGGCCACACGUCUUCAUUUUGGGGACAAAAAGCAAGUCGUCAUAACUUCAUUAAGCCUUAGAGUGAAGACUUGGCUUCUGGUUGGGGUACAGCUUUCAUGAGUACUGAGAGGGUAAGUCUCCAUGAAACGUCAGGUCGAAGUAAUAUUCUCUAAAGAGAUGAAAACACAACUGUGUUUUUAAAACCUUAUAUUCACUGCAUUUAUUCUGCACGUUGUACUCAGUAUACUGAGAUUUCUUUGUUUCUACCAUGUUUUUAUGGGUUUUUUUAAAAUAAGAUUACGAUUUUCUACAGCUGUUUUUAUUCCUCUGCACUGCUUGUGUGAAAAAAGUGUACCAGGUGACUGUGUAUAGUUUGUUGUUUUUGCUGUUGUACAGGAAAAGUACAGGAAUUGCUUUGAAUCUUGUGCCCGUAUUUCAAACAUGUUUUAAUAAAACAAACUAAAAAUCAA
This is a messenger RNA of Oreochromis aureus, 1485 nucleotides long. RefSeq lists its product as uncharacterized. Gene Ontology annotation, biological process: tumor necrosis factor-mediated signaling pathway; positive regulation of B cell proliferation; B cell costimulation. Bases 362 to 964 code for a protein of 200 amino acids. Gene Ontology annotation, molecular function: signaling receptor activity. Gene Ontology annotation, cellular component: external side of plasma membrane. Lineage: Eukaryota; Metazoa; Chordata; Actinopteri; Cichliformes; Cichlidae. The transcript has 4 exons. The record is from RefSeq and is a predicted model, not a curated record.